GGCACAAUCCCCCCGGCGACGCAUACUUCAGAAAAAGCGUCUGCCACAAAGCCAUGCUACUUUAAGUUCUCUAUCAACGAUGACCCAGACUCAGCGCCUACUCGGAUUAAGCAUCAGCCUAGAUCAGACCUUCCCAGACGUAUGUCGACGAGAUCUCGUGGAAGGGUACCAGACUGCAUCGCGGAUGUUGCCCGCUGCCCUGACAUGCAGCUUAUUGAGACCGAUUCACUCAGUAUUCCCAGCUACGAGAUUUCCGCAAACUUCUUUCAGGAGAACCAAGCUUAUCCCCUGAGAACACUGCAUGCUUCAAGUCAGCAAGGCCGGCAGCCUAGUUGUUACCAGUCACCAGUAGCAGCGUCAGACCCGUAC
Messenger RNA from Mytilinidion resinicola, 369 nucleotides. RefSeq lists its product as uncharacterized. Lineage: Eukaryota; Fungi; Ascomycota; Dothideomycetes; Mytilinidiales; Mytilinidiaceae. The coding region runs from base 80 to 292 and encodes 70 amino acids. The transcript has a single exon. The record is from RefSeq and is a predicted model, not a curated record.